CUCUUCGAAGUGAUUUUCCGCUCAAAUUGCUCAUCGACGACCCAAGAGCUUUGCCUCCGGUGGUGCAUUUCGUCUCUGGCACUCCACGAUGCAGACAACAACGGGUCCAACUACCAGAUCACGGUCACAGCAUGGACGUCCUCCGCCUCGCAUUCACGGGAAGAAAGGUAAUAGAAUUGCUUUCCCGACAAGCAAUUUACUAAGGUUGAGCAAGCGGGCGUCCAAAGGUGAAGAGAUUAUGGAAGAUUUGGCCAAAAAUUUCUAUGAGAUAAGGGACCAAUCGGAGAGUACGAUGAUCAAAAGCUCGACAUUUGGUUCUGUGGCAAACGUACCCAACACUGACUGUCCUCGAGAUUGGCUCAUCGAGGCAAUCAACAUAAUAAACACACUAGCUAAAGAGAUGGCUUUGCCUACACGUGCGCACCGUAAAGCGUGCGAAGCCUUGAUGGGGAAGAAUGUGGCGAAGGUGUUCGUCCUCAUGACCGAUGCUUGUCGGAAAGACUGGUUGAUGGAUUUCCUUUCUCCCCGACUUCGAUUGAUAUAG
Alnus glutinosa is the source of this 544-nucleotide messenger RNA. RefSeq lists its product as uncharacterized. Bases 89 to 544 code for a protein of 151 amino acids. NCBI's taxonomy places the organism in Eukaryota, Viridiplantae, Streptophyta, Magnoliopsida, Fagales, Betulaceae. The transcript has 2 exons. The record is from RefSeq and is a predicted model, not a curated record.